UACUUCGGUCCGUGUAAUAACGUUUUUCCUUUUCUCAGUUUCACAGAUCUUUUUCUUAGCUUUGUAACUAAAACAGAAGCCACUUUCCUAUAAAUUCGUCACUUUCAAAUUCAGGAAGCCACCACCGGUUUUACUAUUUUCCGGCGAGAAAACGUAAAAAAAAGAUGGCAGACGACACAAGUGGCGGUAAUAGCAACAACACAGACCCAUUACUCCGAUACAUGAUUAGCCCAAGAUCGAAAAAACCGCCGCCGAUUCUGUUUCCCUUACCGGAAGACGACAGAAUCGCUAUCCCGAUGCCGUUGACACCGUCGGAGUUCAAAGACCGUUUAAUCUUCGGACCUUCCUCUCAAUACUUAGAUUCUCAAUCGCCGUCCUCCUCCGCCGCCGCCACCGCCGCCGGAGAUACUUUUUCCGACUCCUCAGCGCUACCUCCUCUCCUCCUCCCACCACCACGACCGGACCCAUUGUUCCACGGCCACGCGCUCCACAGAUCCAAAACCGCGCCGGCGAUGUCCGUGAUCAACGAUCUCCACCUCCCGAUUCCUCACCAGAAAGAUCUCGCGUCGCCGUCGUCGCGCUCCGUCGUGAGACAAGCGUUUGCUCUUCUCGUUGUCUAUCUCUCCUUAGGCGUGCUUAUCUACUCGCUGAACCGUGACCACUACGUAGUCGAUCAAACCCAUCCCGUUGUCGAUGGGCUAUACUUUUGCAUCGUCACGAUGUGCACCAUCGGUUACGGAGACAUCACGCCCAACAGCGACGUCACCAAGCUGUUCUCGAUCAUGUUCGUGCUCGUUGGGUUCGGUUUUAUCGAUAUUCUGCUUAGUGGGAUGGUUUCGUACGUUCUUGAUCUUCAAGAGAGCUACAUGUUGGACUCUGCUAAGCGGAGAGAGGAGCCGGAGAAGAGGAGGUCGUAUAUAAUCGACGUGAAGAAAGGGAGGAUGAGGAUUAGGUUGAAAGUGGGUUUAGCGUUAGGUGUUGUGGUUUUGUGCAUUGCUCUUGGUGUGGGGAUAAUGCAUUUUAUUGAAGACAUUGACUGGUUGGAUUCGUUUUAUCUCUCGGUUAUGUCGGUUACUACUGUUGGUUACGGAGACAGGGCUUUUAAGACGUUGCCCGGUAGGCUUUUCGCUGCGGUGUGGCUGCUUGUGUCUACUUUAGCCGUGGCUCGAGCUUUUUUGUAUUUGGCUGAGGCGAGAGUUGAUAAGAGGAAUAGAGAGAGGGCUAAGAAAGUACUUUGUGAGGCAAUGUCUGUCUCUCAGUUCUUCGCUGCAGAUAUCGAUAACAAUGGCUGUGUGAGUAGAGCGGAGUAUGUGAUUUACAAACUGAAGGAGAUGGGGAAAAUAACAGAUAAGGACAUAACUCUGAUCUCUAAACAGUUUGACAAGCUCGACCGAUGCAGCAAUGGAAAGAUUACUCUUGGAGAUCUCUUGGAUAGUAGCUGUGGAGAUUGAUUCCUCUGCAACUUUUUUGUUUGUUUUGUUUUAGCUUUAGUUUACACUUUACAGUAGUGAUCAAUGCUAAUAUGUAAUAUGAUAAUUGAUGAGUCAUCCAGUCUCUGGUUUACUUAAA
Molecule: messenger RNA, 1569 nt
Organism: Brassica oleracea var. oleracea
Lineage: Eukaryota; Viridiplantae; Streptophyta; Magnoliopsida; Brassicales; Brassicaceae
Product: two-pore potassium channel 3
Exons: 2
Coding region: 165-1451 (428 amino acids)
Biological process (GO): stabilization of membrane potential; potassium ion transmembrane transport
Cellular component (GO): plant-type vacuole membrane
Molecular function (GO): potassium ion leak channel activity
Source: RefSeq, a predicted model, not a curated record